This is a messenger RNA of Acanthosepion pharaonis, 1731 nucleotides long. The record is from the annotation of a GenBank genome assembly. Lineage: Eukaryota; Metazoa; Mollusca; Cephalopoda; Sepiida; Sepiidae.
AUGCAUCUAUCACAUAUCUAUUACAUUUUUACUAUAUUGAUCUAUACGUCCGAUUGUUGGUCGAUGUCACAACCAACGAAUUCCUUUUUACACUCGUUACCAAAAUGUCCAGAAUUACUGCGCGCUGACCGAUUCUGCUGUAGUAGCAUUGAACCCGCUUCUGUGAAUUUUCUUUUCAGCCUAUGCCCUCUUUUGAAGAAAGAAAAUAGUCCGUUCUGUCUGUCUAUCUAUCUAUCUAUCUGGCUGGCUGUCUAUCUAUAUAAAUCUCUAUCUAUCUAUCUAUCUAUCUAUCUAUCUAUCUAUCUAUCUAUCUAUCCUAGUUUGUUAACAUCUGUCUAUCAAUAUAAGUCUACUCUGCCUAUCUAUCUAUCUAUCUAUCUCAAUUUGUUAACUUCUAUCUAUUUACCUAUCUCUGUAUUUACCUAUCUAUCUCACCAUUCUCUGUUCCUUUAUUUCCCUUUCAAUCUUCAAAUCAGAAUCGUUGCAUUUAAAUUUCCUUUAUUGCCCUUUCUCUGUUUCUUUAUUACCCUUUCUGUUCCUUUAUUACCCUUUCUCUGUUCCUUUAUUACCCUUUCUCUGUUCCUUUAUUGCCCUUUCGCUGUUUCUUUAUUACCUUUUCUCUGUUCCCCAUUCUCUGUUCCUUUAUUGCCCUUUUUUGUUUCUUUAUUACCUUUUCUCUGUUCCAUUAUUACCCUUUUCUCUGUUCCUUUAUUACCUUUUCUCUGUUCCUUUAUUGCCCUUUCGCUGUUUCUUUAUUACCUUUUCUCUGUUCCGUUAUUACCCUUUCUCUGUUCCUUUAUUAGCCAUUCUCUGUUCCUUUAUUUCCCUUUCAAUCUUCAAAUCAGAAUCGUUGCAUUUAAAUUUCCUUUAUUGCCUUUUCUCUGUUUCUUUAUUACCCCUUCUCUGUUCCGUUAUUACCCUUUCUCUGUUCCUUUAUUAGCCAUUCUCUGUUCCUUUAUUGCCCUUUCGCUGUUUCUUUAUUACCUUUUCUCUGUUCCGUUAUUACCCUUUCUCUGUUCCUUUAUUACCCUUUCUCUUUCUUUCUUUCUUUUUAUUCCUUUUCUUUCUUUCUUUCUUUCUUUUUAUUCCUGCUUUUUCUUUCUUUCUUUUUUCUUUCUUAUUUUAGUUCCUUCUUUCUUUUUAUUCCUGCUAUUUCUUUCUUUCCUUGUUAUUCUAGUUCUUUCUUUCUUUUUAUUCCUGCUAUUUCUUUCUUUCUUUCUUUCUUUUUAUUCCUGCUUUUUCUUUCUUUCUUUCUUUUUUCUUUCAUAUUUUAGUUCUUUCUUUCAUUUUAUUCCUGCUCUUUUUUUCUUUCCUUCUUAUUUUAGUUCUUUUUUCUUUUUAUUCCUGCUCUUUCUUUCGUUCCUUCUUUCUUUUUAUUCCUGUAUUUUCUUUCUUUCUUUUUAUUCCUGUAUUUUCUUUCUUUCUUUCUUUCUUUCUUUCUUUCUUUCUUUCUUUCUUUCUUUCUUUCUUUCUUUCUUAUUUAGUUCUUUCUUUCUUUUUAUUCCUGCUCUUUCUUUCUUUUUUCUUUCUUUUUUCUUUCUUUCUUAUUUUAGUUCUUUCUUUCUUUUUAUUCCUGCUCUUUCUUUCUUUCUUUCUUAUUCUAGUUCUUUCUUUCUUUUUAUUCCUUCUCUUUCUUUCUUUUUUCUUUCUUUCUCUCUUUCUUAUUUUAGUUCUUUCUUCUUUCUUUCUUUUUAUUCCUGCUCUUUCUUUCUUUUUAUUUUCUGUUUUUAA